Penicillium brasilianum is the source of this 1093-nucleotide messenger RNA. The record is from the annotation of a GenBank genome assembly. NCBI's taxonomy places the organism in Eukaryota, Fungi, Ascomycota, Eurotiomycetes, Eurotiales, Aspergillaceae.
ACCCAAAGCCCGUAUUCAAAGCUGUGCCCUAUGUUUGCCCCGUUUGUCAAAUAUGAGGCGGAGCCCUCAGCCCCAACUGGCGAGCUUCCCUCAAAAGGCCAAGGCCAAGGCUGAGGCUCUUACUCUCUUUUCUACUGACUCCCCCCACCUUCUCCCAUCACAUCCAACAGCAACACACAAAUCAGAAAAUCAUGGCUUCAAUCCCCAUCAAAAUCCCCAAUGGGUUCCUGCCACCCCAACCACCUCCCACAGUUCACGUCCACCAAAUCGACUUUGAAACAUCCAACCCCGCCCUCCCAAAAUACAAAAACCACUUCGCCGCCGUGAUAGACGACUUCCUCACCGAGUCCGAAUGCCAAGACCUCAUCGCCCUCGCCGAAUCCAGCACCCGGAACGGCUGGGAACGCGCCAUGGUCAACAUCGGCGGCGGAAAACAAAUCCUCGCCACCGACGCCCGCAACUGCGCGCGCAUCAUGUGGGAUACUCCAGACAUCACACGGCGACUUCUCGCCCGCCUAACGCCGUUUCUCCGCGACUUCGAUAUCGAGUCGUUCACUGAUCGCACGAGCGUGACUGGGCUCAUUGGCCGGGGCAAAUCGUAUCGAUUGGCUGCGCUGAAUGAGCGAUUACGGUUCCUGCGGUAUGAGGGUGGUGAGUACUUUCGUCCGCAUUGGGAUGGGCAGUAUGAGGCGCCGAAUGGGGAUGUUUCGUUUUAUACAAUUCAGAUUUAUCUUAAUGGGGAAGGGGAGCAGGAUCUUGGGGAGUUGGGGAGGGCGGAGGAGAAGCCGACGAAGGUGAAUCCUGAUCCGAAGGGGAGGUUGUUGGGUGGGGCGACGUCGUUUAUUCCUAUUCCUAGUUAUAAGAGUGGGCAUGAGCAGUUGCGGAUCUUUCCGAGGACGGGGUCGGUGUUGAUCUUUCAGCAUAGUGGGCUGAUGCAUAGUGGGGAUCCCGUGUUUAGGGGGACCAAGUAUACUAUUAGGACGGAUAUUAUGUAUCGUCAGGUGUGAAUAGUGGAGAUUCUUUACUACGAAUGUAUUUAUAUGGCAAGCCAGCCCGCUGAUAGUAAGAAAGAAUGGAGAGUAUCAGAAAGUGA